This is a messenger RNA of Didymella exigua CBS 183.55, 1752 nucleotides long. RefSeq names its product CAIB/BAIF family enzyme. The transcript is spliced from 3 exons. NCBI's taxonomy places the organism in Eukaryota, Fungi, Ascomycota, Dothideomycetes, Pleosporales, Didymellaceae. The coding region runs from base 1 to 1752 and encodes 583 amino acids. The record is from RefSeq and is a predicted model, not a curated record. Gene Ontology annotation, molecular function: catalytic activity.
AUGGCGACGAACAGCGUGACUGAAGGCUCGAAUGGGGUCUCAAAGAGCUUGGAAAACUAUUCUAUCCCCGACGAGACCCAAAAGGUCUUCAACGAUGGCAUCCUGAACAACCCCCUGGUCGCCUCCACGCUCCCAGACGGCAUCGCUGAAGCAGCUGCAAAAGUCCGCUUCGAAGGAACUCACAAGCCCAGUAUCCCGAUAAACUGGCGUUUCGCAGAGAGCAUCUCAGCCCUGAAAGGACUUGAAGCCGCCAUGAUCAACGUGCUGCUGUCACGAAAAUAUGGCGUCUCAGCCCAAGAAGCAGUGAUUAACACCGACCACGCGCAACUUUUCUUCAUGUCCGCGCUGCUCAACACAAUCGACCCCGCAGGCGAAGCCAUAUCCGUCUUCUCCUCGGACAAAAGCGCGUAUAGCAAGUACUUCAAGGACACAGAUGUGCACAACUCAGCCUCCAGCCAUUACCGCACAAGCGCGACGAACAUUUACCGCUGCGCAGACGGCCGCUACUUCCAUCUCCACGGUAGCAUGAACCCCGAUCCGACGCAGGACAGCCUCAAACUACCGCACGACAUGCCCUUCGCCACAGUAGAGGAGAGCUGGGAGCCCUACGCCGCCGCCGUCGGCAAGCUCCAGAGCAAUGAGAUGCAGACCCUCGCCAGCGACACCUUCAAGCAAGCCGGUACCAUCUGCUGGACGGCCGACGAAUUCCGCGCCAGCGAACACGGGAAAGCAAACGCCCACAUCGGCCUCUACGACGUUCACUCUCUCGCCAAUCCCACCCAGCCGCCAUGCUGGUGGCCUGACGCGCCAGCCACGGGCCCCGCGCGGCCCCUCGCAGGCCUCAAGGUCCUCGACCUGACGCGCGUCAUCGCCGCGCCGGCCAUUACGCGCGGCCUCGCUGAGCUGGGCGCGAGCGUGCUGCGCAUCACCGCGCCCCAUCUCACGGACAUGAGCAUUCUGCACGCGGACCUGAACUGGGGGAAAUGGAACGCGCAUCUCGAUUUCCGGGCCGAGGCCGACCGCGCAACGAUGCGCGAGCUGGUGCGCGAUGCGGAUGUUGUCGUCACAGCGUAUCGGCCGGGGGUGCUGGACAAGUAUGGAUUCAGCCCCGAGGCGCUUGUGGACCUGGUCAAGGACCGCGAGAGGGGCAUCGUGGUGGUGCGGGAGAACUGCUACGGCUGGAAUGGGCCGUGGCAGGGCCGCUCGGGGUGGCAGCAGAUCAGCGAUGCGUGCUGUGGGGUGAGCACCGAGUUUGGGCGGGCGAUGGGGCACGACGAGCCCGUUACACCCGUGUUCCCGAACAGCGAUUUCUGCACGGGGACGAGCGGGGUGGUCGGUGUGCUGAACGCGCUGCUGCGCCGCGGCGCCGAGGGUGGCAGCUGGAGGGUCGAUGUCGCACUGAAUUACUACUCCCAGUGGCUCGUCAACAGCGUCGGUGUCUACCCGCAGGCUGUCUGGGAAGACGUCUGGCAGCGCAACGGCAAGCAGGUCUUCAGGCACUACCACAACAUGGUGUACUUGCUGCCGCGGUUCCUGCAGAUGCUGAAAGUGAACGCAGGCGACGUCGUCCUGCGGCCCGAGUUCUUCGAGACGCGGUACUCGGGCGCGAUUGGCAAGGACGUGUCGUGUCCGAAGCCCAUCAUCCAGUUCCCGGGCGGAAAGGUCGAGUUGAAGUUCAACGUCGGCACGAGGGGGAAUGGAGUCGACCAGCCGAAGUGGCCGGCGGAUCUCAUGACGGAGAUUAUCGUGUAG